CAAAAUGAGCGCAGUGACUGAUCGCCUCGAGGUUUCUCCGUGCUGUUAUUCAUAUUUAUAUGAAACUUUAAUCAUCUCCAGGGAAGCCUGCAGUCUCCGCUGCAGCACAGAGCCAUGAGACACGAGAAGACACAGACAGAGAGGUGACGCAGAGGCUUGUUUACCUGACUUUGGAGCCAGGAGUUGACCUGUGGAGCUCCAGUGUGUUUCUCUCCGCCGACUACGACUGUCAGCUGUUCGACUCUUCCCGCCGCGGACUCGUUGACCCGUCUCCUCUCAGGGCUCCUAACCGGGCUAUGCACCCGCCAUGGUCGACUUAAACGGCGGUUGGAACCUGUCUUUCGCCGGGUGCGGAUUUCUGGGAAUUUAUCACAUCGGAGUUGCCAGCUGUCUGCUGGAGAAAGCGCCAUACCUCAUUAAAGGGGCCACCAAGCUGUACGGGGCUUCUGCCGGCGCUCUCACCGCCUCGGUGCUCGCCAGCCAGGCGUCCAUAACUAAAUGUUGCCAGGAUGUGAUCGAGGUGGCAAAAGAGGCCAGGAAGAGGAACCUUGGCCCACUUCACCCCACCUUCAACCUGGUCAAGGUGAUAAAGACGGGCCUGGAUCGUGACCUGCCCUCUGACGCACACGUCCAGGCCUCGGGGCGGCUCUGUGUCUCGCUGACCAGAGUGUCUGACGGGGAAAACGUGCUGGUGUCUGAGUUCAGCUCCAAAGAAGAGCUGAUCCAGGCGCUGAUCUGUAGCUGCUUCAUCCCCAUCUACUGCGGCCUGAUUCCUCCUUCCUUUAGAGGAGUGCGUUAUGUGGACGGCGGGAUCAGCAACAACCUGCCGGAGUCGGAGCUCAAGAACACCAUCACCAUCUCUCCUUUCUCUGGAGAGUGUGACAUCUGUCCCCGUGACAACUCCACCAGCUUCCACGAGCUGCGCUUCACCAACACCAGCAUCCAGAUGAACCUGGGCAACAUGUACCGCCUCAGCAGGGCCCUCUUCCCUCCAGAACCCAAGGUCCUGGCUGAGAUGUGUCAGAGCGGUUAUAAGGAUGCUCUACGCUUCCUUGAAGAAAACAACCUGUUGAUGCAGGAGCAUCCAACCACAGGCCUAACACUGCAAGAGAGCCCGCCCACCUGCUGCUGCAACCACACGGAAACCACCAAAGAGUGGGUGCUCCGGAGGCUCCGCCUACUGCGAAAACAACACUGGUGGUUGGAUGAGCAGAUUGUUUUGCCCACACCCAUCAAAAAAGUGUUCUGCGAGGCCUGCCAAGACAAACCUGGCCUGUAUGCCAAGGUUUCUGGGAUGCUGCCAGUAAGAGUGGCCUCCUAUAUGCUCAUGCCAUACACACUUCCUGUCCAGUCGGCCUACUCAGUAGCUCAGAGGUUUGUGGAGUGGAUCCCAGAGGUGCCAGCUGAUAUGCGCUGGCUGUUUGGGGUUGCAGGCAACGUGUACCAACAGGCCUGGAGAGGAGGACCAGCCAACUCCAUGAGUGAGCCGUGCCUGAAGAAAAGCCUGACUGCACCGCCUCUAUCUAGAGAGUGUGACAAUCCCAUGCAGAGAGAAAACCUGCCUGCUCUCUCCGCGCUAGACCUCCAUGGCAGCUACUGGGAGAUCCCCACAUCUACCUCUUCUUCCUCUUCCUCAUCCCUCCACCAUCCUCACAUCAUCCCCUCCUCUCCGCAGCAAGUCUGCUUCUUUGUGGGCUCGCAGGAUGAACCUCACAGCCCUACACAGCAAUGAAAGCAUUCAGGACCUGCACUUUAACAAUGAUACUGGAUUGAUGAGCAAUGAUAUGUUAGUGUUUUAAGGAAGCACACAUUUAUCUCAGACUCUGAACACUCCAGAAAGCACCAACUGUGUUAUAUUUUAACAAGUGCUCUGGAAGACAGUGUUGCACUUCACUCAGGAUCAUGGAUGUGUUUUAUGACCUGUUUUUAUGUACAGCACAGAAAUGUGUCAAGUUUUUAUAGAAACUACAACCCUG
This is a messenger RNA of Centropristis striata (black sea bass), 1976 nucleotides long. RefSeq names its product patatin-like phospholipase domain containing 3 (gene pnpla3). NCBI's taxonomy places the organism in Eukaryota, Metazoa, Chordata, Actinopteri, Perciformes, Serranidae. Gene Ontology annotation, biological process: lipid homeostasis; triglyceride catabolic process; positive regulation of triglyceride catabolic process. The record is from RefSeq and is a predicted model, not a curated record. The transcript is spliced from 10 exons. Gene Ontology annotation, molecular function: triacylglycerol lipase activity. Gene Ontology annotation, cellular component: membrane; lipid droplet; cytoplasm. Bases 308 to 1732 code for a protein of 474 amino acids.